Molecule: messenger RNA, 7749 nt
Organism: Salvelinus fontinalis (brook trout)
Lineage: Eukaryota; Metazoa; Chordata; Actinopteri; Salmoniformes; Salmonidae
Product: inward rectifier potassium channel 2-like
Exons: 3
Coding region: 2506-4095 (529 amino acids)
Biological process (GO): potassium ion import across plasma membrane; regulation of monoatomic ion transmembrane transport
Cellular component (GO): plasma membrane
Molecular function (GO): inward rectifier potassium channel activity
Source: RefSeq, a predicted model, not a curated record
GACAGAAGGUAACAUCUGUCUCUGUGUAAACCUAGGACAGUAGUUAACAUCUGUCUCUGUGUAAACCUAGGACAGUAGUUAACAUCUGUCUCUGUGUAAACCUUGGACAACAGGUAACACCUGUCUCUGUGUAAACCUAGGACAAUAGGUAACAUCUGUCUCUGUGUGAACCUAGGACACCAGGUAACGACUGUUGCCUUGGUAUUCUCCUGUGUUGUGCCUUUGUUGCUCCUAGUCAGGGUGUUACACUGUAAACUGUCCUCAGUGAUCUGGUCAAGGUGUUACACUGUAAACUGUCCUCAGGGAGCUGGUGAAGGGUUGAACUGUUCCUCAGCAACCUAGUAACAUGUUUAGCUUGUUCACUGGGGGUCAAAGACUUGCCAGUGUUCGAAACCACAGUUCACUGGAAAUGUGUACGGAAGGUAAAGUCUAAUAUCACAACCAAACAUUUUUUGUGUCAUUUGGAUUUGCCCUGAAUCAAACCUUUUGACUUUUCUUUGUUUUUAUCCCUAAGGGAUUUGGCAUGCAACAAACAAAAAAAUCUCUCUUCCCAAAAUAUUACCUUUGUUUGCCUCAGUGGGUCGUUGUUUUUACCCAGUUUUCCUUGCACGUCCUCUGCCCAUUAUUGCCACAUUUUUCCAAAGGAAUUAGACUGGAAGCUUUUCUGAAAUGGAUAAACAUGUGUGUUCUCUGUCAAGCAGGGGUGUUGAGUGUGACACUUGAACCAAGAGGAGAGAACUAAAGCCAACCCGUUUGGAAAAAACAAGGACACAGCACCUCCGGUCUCAGGAUUGGACAGGAUUUGACCUCUGAAAUAACCUUUGAGCUCUGAGUUUUCAUAGUCAUCGACGGGUGUAUGCCCUGUGUGCCUGUUACCCCUCCCCUCUUUCCCCACAACCGGCCAAUAGGAUUCUGCUCCUCCUACACAUUCACUUUGACUCUAUAAUAGGUGUUGUAUAGAAUUAAUAUUGGUAUCAUAUGUAUAGGAUGAUACACAAACAUAGGUACACAGAAAGUACACACAAUUGUACAUGCCUUGGCGUUCUAGUCAAGUAAUUUCAUUCUCUCUCCUUUUAUUUAUUGUCUUUCUCCCUCUCUUUCCCUCACUCCCUCUGUUAUAGAGAAUUCUCCCAUGCAGUUGUAGUGGAGAGUAAGUCUCGUUAUUGUUGUAUACAUUUUUACAACACUGAGUGAAUACGAUGUAGUUGAUCUGGUCAGUAGUCAGUCUGUGCAGUGUGUUCUGUACUGAAUUGACAAUGCCUUUAGGAGAAACACAGAGACUCUCAGGAAUAGGAUAUCCUGUUAAAAAAGCAGUCACCUGAGAGAGCCACAAACAUAUUUCAAAUGUCUCUAAAAGUCUGCUUUUGUUGUGCCAAGAACUCACCACUGACAUUUGAGGACAUUUGUGUCUUGGAAAAGAUACUUGGAUUUGAGGGGAAACUGCUGGUCACAGUCUCCCACUUGUGAGAGAAACUGAGUGAGUAUUAUUUACACAGUGCAUGGCUACUGUAGCUCAUAAAUGUAUUCCAAGGCCCUGUAGCAAAGGAAACAUAGAUAUAAAAGGGUGGAGGAACAUAUUCUGACUGAUAGGAAGUGAAUGUAUUGGAAUUGUGUACCAUUAUCUGAGUCAAUAGUCUAAGGAGUUCCUCCUCUGUUUCAAUCUGCCUUGUGUAUUUUCCAUGACCAAACCACUGGGAAAUGAAGAUUAUGGAACGUAAGAAACAGCAUGCUAUUCUUUUCUCUGCUGGUUGCAUGUUAGAUAUGUGUUAGAAACAUGGACACCGUUUGAUUGUACUGUACUGUGGAUCUACCCCUGGACUCUGUAUUGUCAUAUUGCACUUUAGUGAAUGUGGGGAGUAUAUAUCCUCCUUACUACUACCCCAUUGUAUCCCCAGCUCUCAUCCCUUCAAGCUUCUCAGUUCCUGUAGCCUGCUCAAUGUGUUUCCCUCGUGCUGUUUCAAACUGUCAGCAAAACUCCCGCUCCCUCGUAAGAUGACCACAGACUAUGGGUCCCUCCUGUUGAUACCCUGGACACGUGUGUAACCUCCCUGUUCAGCCCAAAGGAGUGUAAGUACUACAGGGACUAUACAGUAUUACUGCGAGACUGUCUAUCUGCUGCUGUGGAAUACGUUUCUGAAACAACACUGCCUGUUGACCAGAGGAGUACAUACAGCAACAACUUGACCACUGAGCUUCCUUCGGGAGAAUGGAAGGAAGACUGUGAACCAGGACACUGUAGAGCUGUGAGUAACAUUGACUGUUAAUAAAAAGUUAGUGGAACAAUGAUCCGGGAAGUGAGGGAAGUCAUCUACUGCAGGAUACAGUUUUUCCUCAUGGAUCUACCUUUACCACAUCAGAUGGAUUACUUUUCACCAUAGAAACAGUGGAACUGGAAAGAAGAACAGAACACCAGGUUCUUAUCAAUAUCUAGGUGGUCAUAAACUCACAAAGCACAUAGGAGUUGAGACUACAGCGUCAUCAGCGUAAGACAUUGUAUUUAGCACCAUGGGAGCGGCGCGUGUUAAGCGACGUUUCAGUGCAGUGGUUGACGGGCUGGUAGACGAGGAGGAAGUCAUUAAGCUGGCUCUGAGUGUUGCUGACACGGCCAGGGUGGGGGGCAGCACGGGAGGCUCAGGGAGCCCCACCAGCCCCUCUCCCACACACAACCGAAAUGGCAAAGCACUCUCCCUGCAGGGCAACGGCAGCAAUGCACGGAGGCCCAGCGGAGCCCUGGAGGCAGGAGGAGGGGAAGGAUCGAUGAAAGGAGGAGGGCGCUCAGGACUGAGGGGCGGGAGGGGCGGAAGUCUGGGGAGAAGGGGAGAAGGCUGUUCGUCCUCGGACCGAGAUUCAACACUGUCGUCCCCUUCCUCCUCAAGCCGCCGGCCCACCCGGCGCUCUAGCCGCCGGCCCCGCCACCGCUUUGUGGGCAAGGACGGGCGCUGCAACGUCACCUUCGUCAACAUGAGCGAGAGGGGCCAGCGUUACCUCAGCGACCUCUUCACCACCUGCGUGGACAUCCGCUGGCGUUGGAUGCUAGUCAUCUUCUGCCUCUCCUUCCUCCUCUCCUGGCUGCUCUUUGGCUUCGUCUUCUGGCUCAUUGCCGCCGCGCACGGGGACUUCGCCAUCCGCCUCAACCCCAGCUCGGGUGCCUCUUCCGGGGGAGGAGAUGAGUCCGGGGCAGGGGCGGUGGUGGAAGUGGAGGAAACGUGUUUCGUUCAGGUGAACAGCUUUAUGGCGGCCUUCCUGUUCUCCCUGGAGACGCAGACGUCCAUCGGUUACGGCUUCCGCAGCGUGACUGAGUCCUGCCCCCUGGCGGUGAUGGCGGUCGUCUUGCAGUGCAUUGUGGGCUGCAUCAUUGACGCCUUCAUCAUCGGAGCGGUCAUGGCGAAGAUCGCUAAGCCCAAGAAGCGUAACGAGACGCUGUUGUUCUCUGACACGGCAGUGGUGGCGCUGAGAGACGGGAAACUCUGCAUGAUGUGGAGGGUGGGGAACCUACGCAAGAGCCACCUGGUAGAGGCACACGUACGUGCACAGCUAUUAAAGCCGAGGGUGACCCCAGAGGGAGAGUUCCUCCCGCUGGACAACGAGGACAUCAACGUGGGAUUCGACACGGGAACCGACCGCAUCUUCCUGGUUUCCCCGGUAACCAUCGUCCACGAGAUCAACGAUGAGUCGCCGUUUUUCGAGAUGGACCGUCGGACGCUGGAGGGCGACUCGGAGCUGGAGGUGGUGGUCAUUCUGGAGGGUAUGGUGGAGGCCACAGCCAUGACCACACAGUGUCGCAGCUCCUACCUCGCCUCCGAGAUCCUCUGGGGUCACCGCUUCGAACCUGUGCUCUUCCAGAGGAAGAACUGUUACCAGGUGGACUACUCGUUCUUCCACCGGACCUAUGAGAUUCCCAGCACACCCUCUUGCAGCGCUAAAGAGUUGGCCGAGCAGAAGUACAUCCAGGGCUCACGCUCCUCAUUCUGCUACGAGAACGAAGUAGCCCUGCAGCUCGUCUCCCCUGACAAUGACCCUGAGGGCAACCCUGGCGGCCGCUCCUCCCCCCUGACCCACCGAUCCUCCCUCUCACAACCCACCCACACUAACUAGGGAGGCGACAGGCAGAGGGGACAGGAAGUGACCUGGGAUCCACAGGAAGUCAGGGACAGACAGAGGGAGAGAGAGGCAGAAAGAGAGACAGGCUUCAUAGUGAAAGAGACCAAAGUAGAGAAAGGUAAGUACACGAUUUAGGGAAAAGGACAACAUUGAGAGACUGAAGUUGAGAGAGGUAUAGAAAGAGAAACAGAAGACACGACAAAGAUGCCGAGAGACAAACGGAGAGAGAGAGAUACUGUAUACUGUCAAACAGAGAGAGAAAAGGACAUACAGAUAGGACAGAAAAGGAAAGAGAGGGAUAGAAAGAGAGAAAGAGAGAGAGAAUUGUCAUUGAAAGGGGUAGAUGGGCUGCUGCUACUCUGACUGUGUUGGCUGAUUUGGACAUAGCGAUCUUUCAGAAUCAUUAUGAACCCGUCUGUCUCAGACCCGUCCCGUCAACCAACCGCUACAUUCACCACUGGCUCCAGCACCUAACUGACCACACAUACAACACUGACCCCUAUUGGCUUCAGUCUGUAACUGCAGCUCCUGUUCAGUUACAACUCACACUGGUCACAUGGGAGUAAGGGGAAGCUACCCCUUAGACACUGAGCUAUGACCAGUUUAGUGUUUCUGCCCCCUAAUGGUGAAGGUUAAGUUUUCGAGAGGCUAAGCUAAUCCUAGAUCUGUGCCUACGGGUAACUUCUACCCCAAACCUGUGGAUGUUGAAUACUGUCUGACAGAAUGAGGUAAAACGGUGUAUAUCUACACAUUGAGGGAUGUUUGUUGAAUGACAAGGCAUUAUUGAUAUGUUUUGGAUUCUGGUCAUCUAUGUUCUGUCAAGGUUUGAGCAGGUCUGUUGUGUUAGACUGAUAUGUAACAAAAUGGAUACAGAGAAACAGCUGAAAAUAAGCAGCGGUUUUAAGCUGUUUCUUUGACUUGUACUGUAUGUUGUUAUUCUGUAUAUAUAAUGCAAGACUAUUCUAUAUUUACUUUAUUUAAUCCAACAUGUUGCAUGUUCAACUGGGUGCAGUGUCAGCACAAAACCAUAUGAGUGCAUAGUCUGGUAACAUGUUAUUUAAAGGUCUACUUCUAAACGUAUGAUUCAUUGUUUAAUAUGGUUAACUAUGGUUAACAAACAAAGGUUUAUAAGUACUUUGUAAGCAGAACUUUGAUUAAAAUGUUACCUUAUGUUAUUUUUAAAUUCUACAGUACCCAGCUGAAGGGACAAUCUUGUGUUAAUGUUUACCUCUGUCUUGAAUAUGAGAUUCUGUCACCUGAGAUGCUGUGUUCCUCAAACAUUUAACUUUGUAAUAUUUUCCUUAGUAUUUUCUUUAUUUAGUUAAUUUGCUGAAUACUGUAUAUUUGGUAGAAUUUUAAGUGGGAAAUGUGGGAUGUUUACGGUAGACUCAGCGAUAUAAAAUAGAUGCAGAAAGUAAACAGCAUAGUGGGUCAAUUUCCACAACAACUAAGAGCAUUGAAGUGUGAGGCUCAACUUCUCCUCUGUUUAAAUAAAUAGUGAGGUAUUCCAUACCGGUAAAACAUGAGCCUAUCACAAUAAUGAAAACAAAAUGUUGCCGAGGCUGAGAUGAAUAGCUGACACCGAGACGCGCACGGACAGCAGUGGACGCAUAAAUUCUGGCCUAAUGACAAUCACCAAAAUGUCAUUACACUUUGCGGUGUUUUGUGUAACAGAUGUCUCUUUCCAUUUACCACUGUUUGGAGGCUGGACAUAUGUUGAGAGUGGAUGAACAUGUAAAGGAGCCCUUUGAAGUGAAUGUUUGACAAACAUCAUGGCUGGUGGUUUAUGCCACAGUAGAAGGUAAUACAUUUUAAAAGUUAAAUAACAAAUCUUUAGUACUAGGGCCACAGAGAUCCUAAUGAAUUAAUAGAGAUUCUAUAUGUAAUGAAUGAAUAGGGAUUCUAUAUGGAAUUCUGUGAUCAUGUGAACAUAGGAGGUCCCAUACUGGGAAGAAAUGACAUCUACUUUCACCCGUGUGUGUGUGACUGUGAUAGUGAAUUCUUGCAUCUCGCCCAUCUCAAUAACUGCAGUGCUGCUCGUGGCAACGUCAUUUAGCUGAGUUUACCUUUAAGGUGACAUUGUUGGAAGUGUACAGGCCUUGGCAGAGCACCCUAAGCUGGGACUGUAAAUGGACCGUAAACCUGUUGGACUGUCAUGACCAAUGGAAGCAUGUACUGAGGACCUGAAACGUACAACUGUCACUUCACUGCAGUACAUUAACGUAAGGAAAACCUCCCGGACCCCUCCCUACAUCUUCCUGUUCUAACUGUAAACUGUGAGGGCUCACAACUGCAUUGACAAACCACCUGAGGAGGAAUUGCAUUUCUGUGACAUUCUGUUCUCUGAGAGAGGUUCUGUUCAAAGAAUUAGAAUGGAUGACUAAUCCUGAAUUAUAUGGUUCUGCUUUGGUCUGUCUCACACUAUGUGGGAGACUAAUGCAUUGGGUGGUGCAUUCAUAAAGAAGUCUAUGGUGUUAUUCUAUAACUAGCACAUGAUUUGCAAUGUUCAAAUGAGAUGUUUCUAUUGCCUGUCUAUUUUGUUGAUUUGUGUAACUCUUCUGAAAGUGAUGGUUUCUGAAAUAUGUAUACUGAUGUUAUUGAGCGAUGAAGAGUUCUAACUUCUAUGCCGUUACUAUCACAAUAUUUAGUCACACUUUACAUUAAGUUAAACUGCCAUGUGUGGUAUUACAUAAUAACUAAGUAAUUAUUUCAAAUAGAAUCUAUUCAGUUUACUUUUGCAGUAUUACAAUUCAAAAUCAUUGGGUUAUGCACCUUACCAGCAGUUACCAUGCACAAUAUAUCAUGAAUCUACAUGAUAUAACUUCAUGUAAAGUGUUGACCAAUUGUUUUGACCACUAGAUGAUACAACAGAGCUGUAUUGUUCUACCUACUACAAGGACGGCAACUCUGAAACUUUUACUUGCAUCUUUGCACAGAAGUAAGUUGACACUAUGGAUGAACUCAAAGGCAAAUAUCACAUACGUACAUACAAAGCACUGUAAAAGCACACAAACUGCUAUUGAAAUGGCAUUUUAAGACGUCACAUACUGUAUAUAGAAAGCAGCACUUCACACACACUUACCUUUUGAACAGGAAACAUGGAUAUUUCACCUUUUAAAGCAGAUUCCAUGAUAAGAUUUACAACCAUAUUGAUCGGUUAUAGUUGGUGUUAUUGACAUUUAUUCAACUUCCGUGUCUUUCCUUAUUUUCCUAUGUCUCCAUGGUUACCAAGUUCUAUUUAUAGGUGAAUGGCCGGUCCCGUCUGCUCCACUUCCUGUGGGGGGUAACUUGAACCCUGACCACCAGGACUCUGACCUCUGUGUUAGCCUUUUUUUUUUAUUAUGCAUCCCACACAACAACAACAUAGCCAGAUGGAUUACUUGAUGACUUCCUGGUUGGUUGCUUUAUUAGAUUCCAGAAUAAAAUGUUGAUAUUGCAGGUCAAGGUAUGUUGGGAUGUAGGUUAGUGGAAUCGGGUUGUUACUAGCUGUGCUCUAUUAUUUGUUCCUACAGAUACCACUGUAUACGUUCCCAUCCUUCUCUGUUGUAUCACAAAAAAUAAUCAUUUCACUACUGUUUGUGGCAGAAAGCACUUCCAUGUAAAAAAGAAUGGCACUAUAGAGCAAAUAAAACACAUUGAUUGAUAUGA